Lynx canadensis (Canada lynx) is the source of this 1226-nucleotide messenger RNA. It is a transcript of the gene HAND1, whose product is annotated as heart and neural crest derivatives expressed 1. The transcript is spliced from 2 exons. The coding region runs from base 35 to 691 and encodes 218 amino acids. Gene Ontology annotation, biological process: heart development; regulation of transcription by RNA polymerase II. The record is from RefSeq and is a predicted model, not a curated record. NCBI's taxonomy places the organism in Eukaryota, Metazoa, Chordata, Mammalia, Carnivora, Felidae. Gene Ontology annotation, molecular function: RNA polymerase II transcription regulatory region sequence-specific DNA binding; protein dimerization activity; DNA-binding transcription factor activity, RNA polymerase II-specific.
CGGGCUGGAGGCGCAGGCCAGGGGCCGCUCCAACAUGAACCUCGUGGGCAGCUACGCACACCAUCACCACCAUCACCACCAUCACCACCCACACCCAACGCACCCCAUGCUCCACGAACCCUUCCUCUUCGGCCCGGCCUCGCGCUGUCACCAGGAGCGGCCCUACUUCCAGAGCUGGCUGCUGAGCCCCGCUGACGCUGCCCCAGACUUCCCCGCCGGCGGGCCACCGCCCACAGCCGCGGCGGCCACCGCUGCCUACGGUCCGGACGCCAGGCCCGGCCAGAGCCCCGCGCGGCUGGAGGCGCUCGGCGGCCGGCUGGGCCGGCGGAAAGGCUCGGGACCCAAGAAGGAGCGGAGGCGCACGGAGAGCAUUAACAGCGCGUUCGCAGAGCUGCGCGAGUGCAUCCCCAACGUGCCUGCCGACACCAAGCUCUCCAAGAUCAAGACGCUGCGCCUGGCCACCAGCUACAUCGCCUAUCUGAUGGACGUGCUGGCCAAGGACGCUCAGGCCGGCGACCCCGAAGCCUUCAAGGCCGAACUCAAGAAGGCGGAUGGCGGCCGCGAGAGCAAGCGGAAAAGGGAUCUGCAGCAACACGAAGGCUUUCCUCCUGCCCUGGGCCCAGGAGAGAAGAGGAUUAAAGGGCGCACAGGCUGGCCGCAGCAAGUCUGGGCGCUGGAGUUAAACCAGUGAGCUGAGGCCGCGCCGAGGACCCCUUCACCGCUGCCCGACACCCGGAGCCCCGGGAGGAGAGGAAGGCGGCGGCGAGGGCCAGGCUCUGGGUGCCGGGGGCUUAUAAGGGCGCAUCCCGCAGAGCCUCUGCUGCGAGCUGGCAGGUCGCUGGCUGCAACAACACACUUGGAUCGCACGUGCAAUGUCAUUUGAAGUUGAUUUUAAUACAUUAAGAGAAAGAGAAAUAUAUAUAUAUAUCCACACCCCCCCCCCAAACUGAGAGAGUGGCUCUUGGCUGCACAAUGCGGGAGAAAGGGACUGCGGGACUCCAGCGCGCUAAAAAGCACCCUUCCAACCCUCUUGGGGCGAAUUUAGAACCCCCAUGCUUUCUCCACUAUGCCUUCUGGCUCUCUUCCUCGUUCUCCAGUCAGCUUUGCGUCAAAACCCCCCAGGCGCUCUCUUUCCUAAUUAAAAUGCAAUAAGAGGAAUCAAUAGUUUUCUGCCAGGGAAAGAGAAGCAAACCAGGAAGAUGGAGGGGUGCCUUUUGUUGUUGUUC